AUGUCUUUCCAAGCAGCUAUUGUGACACCAAAUGCUAAGCCUGAAAUUGUUCACAGGACGGCAAAUUAUCACCCUAGUAUUUGGGGAGAUCGUUUCAUCAAAUGCGAUUCCGAAGACAACAUAACUCGUGUCCUUAGGCAACAACAAGUUGAGGAGCUGAAAGCAGUAGUAAAGAGAGAAGUAUUCAAAAAUCAGGCAACUGAUUUUUCACAUCAACUGAAGUUAAUCGAUGCGAUCCAGUGCCUUGGUGUGGCUUACCAUUUCGAAACUGAAAUAGAAGAAACCCUAGAGCAUACUGAAGCUCGUGACAAUACGCAUGCUAAAUAUCAUGACUAUGAUGGUGACCUAUACAAUGUUUCUCUUGGUUUUCGGCUACUCAGGCAGCAUGGAUACAAUGUUUCAUGUGAUAUAUUCAACAAGUUCAAGGAUGCAAAUGGUAGCUUCAACGAAUGCUUAAUCGAUGAUGUGCCGGGUAUGCUAAGCUUGUAUGAAGCAGCACAUCUUAGGGUGCGGGGAGAAGAGAUACUAGAUGAGGCUGUUGUUUUCACCACCACUAACCUUGAGAAAGUAACAACUGGUGUAAGCUACCCACUGGCAGCGCAAGUAACUCAGGCCUUACAUAGACCUCUCCGGAAAGAUCUCGAGAGGGUUUGUGCUAGGCGUUACAUGUCAAUAUACCAAAACGAAGCUUCACACAAUGAAGCUUUGCUGAAACUUGCUAAGUUGGAUUUCAAUCUUGUUCAGUCUUUGCACAAAGAGGAGCUCAGUGAGAUCACCAAGUGGUGGAAGGAGCUAGACUUUGCAAGGAAGCUGUCAUUUGCAAGAGAUAGGAUGGUGGAGUUGUACUUCUGGAUAGUGGGAGUUUACUUUGAACCCCACUACUCUUCUGCUCGAAAAAUUCUUACAAAAGUGAUUGCGCUGGUAUCAGUAAUGGAUGAUAUCUACGAUGCAUUUGCUACCUUUGAAGAAUUGGAUAUCUUUACUGCAGCUAUGGAGAGGUGGGAUAUCAAAUGCAUGGAUGACCUCCCAGACUAUAUGCAAAUAUUUUAUAGUGCACUUUUGAAUGUGGUCAGUGAAAUUGAGGAAGAAUUGGCAAAGGAAGGAAAAUCAUACCGAGUUUAUUAUGUUAAGGAAUCAUUGAAAGGUGUGGCUCGAGCAUACUUUGAAGAGGCCAAAUGGUUCAAAGACGAGCGAAUCCCAACCGUGGAGGAGUAUUUACGUUCUGCAAUAUUUUCAACUGGUUAUCCUAUGCUUGCAACUGUAUCCUUGGUUGGCAUGGGGGAUAUUGUAACAGAGGAGACAUUUCAAUGGCUGUUCAAUGAUCCUAAAAUCGUCAUAGCUUCCACAACACUUUUUCGACUCAUGGACGACAUUGUCACCACCAAGUUUGAGAAAGAGCGAGGUCAUGUUGCUUCGAGUAUCGAUUGCUACAUGAAACAACAUGGGGUCUCAGAGGAAGAGGUGAUCGAGGUGUUUAACAAGCAGGUUGUGGAUUACUGGAAGGAUAUAAACGAAGAGUUUCUAAGGCCAACUGCUGUUCCAAUGCCUGUGCUUCUGCGUGUUCUUAACUUGACAAAAGUAGUUGAUCUGCUUUACAAAGGAGAAGAUGGCUACACUCGUGUUGGAAAAGUUAUGAAAGAAUGUGUUGCUACACAUUUUAUUGAUCCUGUGCCACUAUGA
Molecule: messenger RNA, 1680 nt
Organism: Fragaria vesca subsp. vesca
Lineage: Eukaryota; Viridiplantae; Streptophyta; Magnoliopsida; Rosales; Rosaceae
Product: (-)-alpha-pinene synthase-like
Exons: 8
Coding region: 1-1680 (559 amino acids)
Biological process (GO): diterpenoid biosynthetic process
Molecular function (GO): magnesium ion binding; terpene synthase activity
Source: RefSeq, a predicted model, not a curated record